AUGCCUCUCGAUGACGCUUUUUCAAAGAGCGUCGAAAAGAUGCAGCUUUCAGCCUUGAAGCGUUGCUGGAGUAAACUCGCGAUCGCUACGAUCGAGGCGACGGAAUCGUUGUUUUCUUCCUCAUUUCUUCUCAUCAGUAUGUCAUCACUGACAUUCCUACUCUCAUUAUCCAUUAUUCAGGUCUUUGCAGCAGUGACUCAAUGGAUUAAAUACGAUUUGCCGACACGAAAGCAGUUCCUUUCGCAGUUGCUGGAACACGUAAGACUUCCGCUCUGUGAGCCGCUAUUUCUCGUCAGAACAGUCAGUGAGGAUAUGGUAGUGAUGGCUGACACCGGCUGCCGACAUUUUGUGGAUGAAGCAAAGGUUAAUGGGGUCUUGCUGAGGAUUGCUCCCAUUCUUCACCCAAUGUUUUCCAUUUUUGCUUUUCAGAACUACCACCUUCUAGACGCAUACAGACAUGAACGACUAAAUAUGCAGGGGCAUCGCUUUCGUCCACGGAAAGUGUUCUCCGGUGAAGUGUUGUACGCUGGUAUGAUGAAGUACUGCGGCUCAUGUUUUUUGUUCUAA
Messenger RNA from Cooperia oncophora, 567 nucleotides. Lineage: Eukaryota; Metazoa; Nematoda; Chromadorea; Rhabditida; Trichostrongylidae. The record is from the annotation of a GenBank genome assembly.